This is a messenger RNA of Cuscuta epithymum, 1778 nucleotides long. The record is from the annotation of a GenBank genome assembly. NCBI's taxonomy places the organism in Eukaryota, Viridiplantae, Streptophyta, Magnoliopsida, Solanales, Convolvulaceae.
CAGUAACUGAAAAAACCAAACAUGGUACUGCGUCUUUAUGAGCUAAAAUAACACAUGAGAUUUCCGCCAUUGUUUGCCAUUAUCCUCUGCCAACUUUUGACUGACCUGGUAAAAGAGGGAGCCCUGUAAUAAGAUACUGUUCCGUAUAUAUCCGUGUCACACGCUUUGUGUUGGUAUAGGGCGUUGUUUGUUUACCAAAGCUGUCUGCCUUCAUAUAAUUCUGGCGUGUAAGCUACAGAGUACAGACGCUUUUAUUGCAAUCCAGCUUCUGUUCUUGGUUUGCGUCCAUUUUCUUCACUUAUUUUAUUUAAAUCAACUCGCAGUUCGGGUUUCUUGACUCCCUAGAAGAAGGCUCUAGCUGCUUACCUGAACAAAGGUGCUCUUACUCUUUUCGUCAUUGGAUUGCUUUGUACUCCGAUUUUACAAUGAAUGAGCAACCUGGGAUUUCAAGGGCCAGCUCAUCGUGCUCUAUUUCGAGUGCUAGCUUGAAAAGCAGUUCAUUGGGUACGCAGGAUGAUCAUACUAUUGCUAAAAUAUUAGCUGAGGAGGAGGAAACUUCUUUGAAGUACACAAGCAAGCUUGGAAAGAGGCUUUCUCAUUUAGAUUCAAUUGCGCACGUCCCAAGGGUAGUUCAAGCAAUACCUGAUACUAAUGAUGCCACAUUAGACCACGCAAGGCUUUCUGAAAGGUUGGCAACAUAUCAUCUCACAGAAGUUCAAAUGGAAGGAGAUGGGAAUUGCCAAUUCCGAGCCCUUGCAGAUCAAAUUUUUCAAAAUCCAGAUCACCAUAAGUAUGUAAGAAAGCAGGUUGUCAAACAGCUAAAACAUUUCAGAACACUAUAUGAAGGCUAUGUUCCUAUGAAAUACGAAAGCUACCUGAAGAAAAUGAAGAGAAAAGGGGAAUGGGGAGACCAUGUUACUCUUCAAGCUGCAGCAGACAGAUACUGUGCUAAAAUAUGUUUAGUCACAUCUUUUCGAGACAGAUGCUACAUUGAGAUCCUUCCCAAGGACAUCGAUCCUGCAAGAGAACUAUGGCUGAGCUUUUGGAGUGAAGUACAUUAUAAUUCUUUGUAUGAAACUGAUGGAGGGGUCCCGACUCGACACCAGCGAAAGAAGCAUUGGCUUUUCUAGAAUGGCCAUACUGCAGAUGGUGUGUGACUCGUGUCUAACACACAAAUGCAUAUAUAAUGUUACUUUAUAGUGCAGGUUCCUACUAAAAAUAUACUCCGUAUUUACUUUAUAGAUGUAAUGGCAGAUGGUGUGUGACUCGUGUCUAAGCACCUUCAUUUCAGGUGCUUCUCGGUGAAAUUUUUUGAUAAAAUUGUGCGAGCAGUUUCGUUAUAAAGUGUAGACUAUGUUCACCAAAUUUCAAUUUAAAAUUCAAUAGGGAAGUAAGUUGAAAAACAUUGUGGCAUUGUGCCAAAAAAUAUAUAAAAAGCGCACUGUUUUUCAAUAAUUUAUUUAACUGACUUCCGGAUUGAGUUUUAAGCUGAAAUUUGGUGGACAUAAUUAAUCUACACUUCAUAAAUAACAUGUUGACAAAAUUGCAUCAAAAAAUGUCACCGGGAAGCACCUCAAAUGGAGGCGGCUGUACGGCGGGAAUGCCACUCUUUAAUGGAAUGUUAUAGUUGUUGUUGGGAGAAAUGUGUAAAUAUAUCCGAAGUAUAUGUGAAGGUGUCACAUAUCUCUGAAGGGAAAAGGUACAAAUAUACCCAUGUAUUAUGGGUGUGACUGUGUGAGAAUAAAUACACGCAUAUUCUAUUUUUUGGAACAAAUAUA